UCUGAAGAAUCCUUGAUAAAAAGUCCAAGUUACACACAUUGUGUCUCUGAACGACAUGAAGAUAAUGAUUUUCGUUCUCUUAAAUUUCCAAGAAAGCUCGGGAAAAUGGCUGGGAAUGACCAGCUUAAAUCCAUCUGGUGGGAUGAUAAUAGAGCUUCCAUAGUGAUUGAUGAAGAUGCCUUUAAGGAGGAAGAUUUGGAGAGAAAGGCCCCUUUCAGAAUACUUGAAACUGGAAGAAUGAAAAGUUUAGUUAGACAGCUUAACCUUUAUGGGUUUAGAAAAGUGUGGCAGAAUUUUCAAAGCUAUGUUUGUCUGGCUGAAUUUCUGGCAGAAGUCAAAGAACUCUCUGUUUUAAGCAAGAUGCAGUUCUAUCAUAAUCCAAAUAUUAAACGAGGCUGUCCCCAGAUUUCAGUGAGAAUAAAAAGAAGAGUUGGGAUUAAAAAUGCCUCUCUGGUAUCUUCAUUGGAUGAAGAUUUCAAAAAGAAGCACUUUAAAGCAGGGCGAAAUGUGGAUAAACAUAAUUCUGGUUUUGUGUCUGACACUAGUGGGGAAAGUGCAUUUUUACCUUCUGCAAAUUUAAACAUGCCACUUAUAAGAAAGCCCUCUACUAGCCACAUAAUUAGUGACAGAAAUACUCUGAUCAGAGGUGAUAUUUCUCCUCCAUCAUCAAUGUCAGUUAUACCACCAGAACAAAUUGCAGUGGAUCAACGUGCUAUAUUAAAUCAGUUGACGACUCUUCACGGGCACUCUCAAAGCAGCUACACUGAAACAAAUGGCCGUGUUGUGAAAUUCAUUACAACUACAACUUCUAAUUCUCUGUACAGCAUCUUGUCUACCACACAGAGUAAUUAUUUUGGACUGAUGGUGGAUCCUUCUACUUUUCCUAAUAGAUAUCACAAUAUAUCUGCCAAUGAAGCUCGUUUUUAUAAACUUCAACAAGGGAGCAACCCACGGUUUCCAGUGCCAUUGAUAGCUGAUACAUCAACUACCUCUAUUUCAAGGCCAACCCAUCAGCCAUCUUCAGUUUAUGAACUUCAUACUAAUUACAACUGA
Vicugna pacos (alpaca) is the source of this 1053-nucleotide messenger RNA. The record is from RefSeq and is a predicted model, not a curated record. NCBI's taxonomy places the organism in Eukaryota, Metazoa, Chordata, Mammalia, Artiodactyla, Camelidae.